This is a messenger RNA of Clunio marinus, 336 nucleotides long. NCBI's taxonomy places the organism in Eukaryota, Metazoa, Arthropoda, Insecta, Diptera, Chironomidae. The record is from the annotation of a GenBank genome assembly.
AUGCAAACUGUUCGUCACAAAGCUUAUGCAUCUUAUGAAAAGAAAGACUUGAAGCUCGAAAGAAGACUUACACAAGUUGUGAAACACAAAAUUCUGAGUUUAUUGAGGAUAUUUUUAUGUUCUGUUUUAGUUGCAGCGUUGUCUGUUUGGAAGAAAAUAAAAACAAGCAAGUUGAAUAAGCUUAAAGACAUUUCCCACAGACACAGAAAACACACAAAAAUUGCAAUUUUAAUGCUACAUUUGUUAGGUAAAAGUGUAAUAAAACCAUUUCUCAACGAAACCAAUGAAAAUUUGUUUGAAGCUUUUAUAAGUUUUAUUAUGUGUGAUGAUGAAUAG